CAAACACAGAUUGCACUUUGGAGCAGUAGUCGAGAGUGUUUCUGUCAGGAUGGCAGAAAAAUUUGGAAUGGGACUCAUUUCUGCGUCUUUGCUGCAUUUUCUGCUUUUAAAUGUUCGGCUGGGCUCCGGAGUUCCUGCUCCAUCUGCGGGUGAAGUGUUUCUGUCCGGUCAAUCAGCUGAUAGCAUUUUGCGCAGACACAAACGUUACAACACUGGACUGUUUGAGGAGUUUCUGCAGGGAAACCUGGAGAGAGAGUGUAAAGAGGAAAUAUGCGACUUAGAAGAGGCGAGGGAGACAUUCGAGAAUGAUGAAAAGACAAUGGAAUUUUGGGCAGGAUAUGCAGAUGAUAAUCAGUGUAUGUCAAGGCCAUGCCUGAACCAGGGGUCAUGUAAAGACAUCCUGGGCUCCUACACCUGCACAUGUGCAUCUGGCUUCACUGGGAGGAACUGUGAGAUUGUUAUAGCAAAAAGAUGCGAUGUGAACAAUGGAGACUGUAUGCACUUCUGUGACUCAUUAGGAGUCUUUGGAGCAAAAUGCUCCUGUGCUACAGGAUACAGGCUGAUGCAGGAUGGUGUCAGCUGUGAAGCAGAAGUUGAAUUCCCAUGUGGCAGAACUGCCCUGACAGCACAAAGUGGAGUAUAUACAAGAUCUGCGCUCCACUAUGAGAAUGCAAACAGCACUUCACUGACCCACACGAACACUACUGCAUACCCUCCCUCAACUCCAGCCCCUACCACAGUGUCGUUUAUGGACACAGGAAAUAGACGAAAGAAACUGCCCCUGUGGGUAUACAAUGCCACUGAGGCGCCAGUUAGGCCUUAUAAACGUAUCGUUGGAGGUGAAGUGGUCCUUCCAGGAGAGAUCCCAUGGCAGGUAGCCUUGGUAGCACGUCCCAGUGGUCAUAUAUUCUGUGGGGGAUCCAUUCUGAGCAAACACUGGGUUAUCACUGCUGCUCAUUGCCUGAUAGAGGCACAAGGCUCCUUCUUCGUCAGAGUGGGGGAGAAUAACAUCGACAUCAAUGAAGGCACGGAGCAGAAUCAUGAUGUGAAGGAGAUGCACAUUCACCCACGCUACAACGCCACUCUAAGCUUAUACAACCAUGACAUUGCCCUCCUCUAUCUCAAAAGCCCCAUCACCUUCUCCAAGGUAGUGCGACCCAUCUGCAUAGGGCCCAUGACGUUCAUUGAGGCGUUAGUGAAGGAUUCCUCCCCAGCUACAGUCAGCGGCUGGGGCAGAACCCGCUUCCUUGGAGCCACGGCCAAGACGCUGCAGAAAGUCGAGGUUCCCUUCACAGAUCGCACAGAGUGCACGCAGAGCAGCCGCCAAAAGAUCACCUCUGUCAUGUUUUGUGCAGGAUACUAUAACGAGGCCAAAGAUGCCUGUCAGGGCGACAGUGGAGGCCCUCACGCAAACAGUAUUCAUGAUACAUGGUUCCUCACAGGCAUCAUAAGCUGGGGGGAAGAAUGCGCAAAACAAGGGAAAUAUGGUGUGUACACCCGGAUCUCUCUUUAUUACAGCUGGAUAAACCAUGUUAUGGGGGUAACUAAACACAGGAUGGCAUUUGAUUAUGAAAACCCUGACCCAUAAAAAUAAAAAAAAAAAAGUAUUGAACCUUUCAAACCCACUUCAGGUUGAAAAACUGCAAGUUGCGUUUUAACUGUAAGAAUUUGGCAUGCAAAUGAAUUCAUAUAAAUACGAGUACAGCUUGUAGAUGUUGUAAAGAAAGCGGAUAUUUAACGUUUUUUUUAAACGAAUGAAAAUUAUUACACUACAAAAAUUCUAGCAUUGAAAUCAACAACAGAAGCACAAUAAGCUGUAAAAAUGCACGUGUAAAGAGAAAUACAUGAAUAUGCUUAAAUAGUGUUGAGACCUAUGAUUUAAUAUGCCCUUUCAUACUUCUAUGCAAAUAAAUAUACGACAAAAUACCAGUU
This is a messenger RNA of Oreochromis aureus, 1932 nucleotides long. It is a transcript of the gene f9a, whose product is annotated as coagulation factor IXa. NCBI's taxonomy places the organism in Eukaryota, Metazoa, Chordata, Actinopteri, Cichliformes, Cichlidae. The record is from RefSeq and is a predicted model, not a curated record. Gene Ontology annotation, molecular function: calcium ion binding; serine-type endopeptidase activity. The coding region runs from base 50 to 1588 and encodes 512 amino acids. Gene Ontology annotation, biological process: blood coagulation; proteolysis. Gene Ontology annotation, cellular component: extracellular region. The transcript has 8 exons.